This is a messenger RNA of Arvicanthis niloticus (Nile rat), 1747 nucleotides long. RefSeq names its product DExD-box helicase 39A (gene Ddx39a). The record is from RefSeq and is a predicted model, not a curated record. Lineage: Eukaryota; Metazoa; Chordata; Mammalia; Rodentia; Muridae. Gene Ontology annotation, molecular function: ATP binding; nucleic acid binding; RNA helicase activity.
GGCUUCCGGGAACGGUGUCAUGGCGGCACUUGGAGGCCCGCAUGUGUACGGUGGUGGGAUUGAGGCACAGGGCGGAUCCACGCUGCGUUUUCGGUCGCGGCGAGAGGACCCAGGCUAUCUGAGCAGACGUCCUGAGUUUGCAGUCACCUGCUUCCCGUCUGGCUCCGCCGCUCUCCCAGGAGAUUCUCCAGACUCUGAAGCGGAAGGCCGGUGUGGCGGCCCAUAGGAACGUGGCUAUUCACCCGGUGGCGCUUUCCCGGGUGUGAGGCAGGUUCAGCCCGUUGCAUCUCGUCUUCCUGGGCCUAGUUGAAACAUUAGUGUCAUGGCAGAGCAGGAUGUGGAAAAUGAGCUUCUGGACUACGAUGAAGAUGAAGAGCCCCAGGCGCCCCAGGAGAGCACUCCAGCUCCCCCGAAGAAAGAUGUCAAAGGAUCUUAUGUCUCCAUCCACAGUUCUGGCUUCCGGGACUUUCUGCUGAAGCCGGAGCUCCUGAGAGCUAUAGUUGACUGUGGCUUUGAGCAUCCUUCAGAGGUCCAGCAUGAGUGUAUUCCCCAGGCCAUUCUGGGUAUGGAUGUCCUGUGCCAGGCCAAAUCUGGGAUGGGCAAGACAGCUGUGUUUGUGCUGGCCACCCUGCAGCAGAUCGAGCCCAUCAAUGGCCAGGUAUCAGUACUGGUCAUGUGCCACACAAGGGAGCUGGCCUUCCAGAUCAGCAAGGAGUAUGAACGCUUCUCUAAGUACAUGCCCAGUGUCAAGGUAUCUGUGUUCUUUGGAGGCCUCUCCAUUAAGAAGGAUGAAGAUGUGUUGAAGAAGAACUGUCCCCAUGUUGUGGUGGGGACACCAGGCCGGAUCCUGGCACUCGUACGGAGCAGGAGCCUCAACCUGAGGAAUGUGAAGCACUUUGUGCUAGAUGAAUGUGACAAGAUGCUGGAACAGCUGGACAUGCGCCGGGAUGUACAGGAGAUCUUUCGUCUGACGCCCCACGAGAAGCAGUGUAUGAUGUUCAGCGCCACCCUGAGCAAGGAGAUCCGGCCAGUCUGCAGGAAGUUCAUGCAGGAUCCUAUGGAGGUGUUUGUGGACGACGAGACCAAGCUCACACUGCACGGGCUCCAGCAGUAUUAUGUCAAGCUCAAGGACAGUGAGAAGAAUCGUAAGCUCUUCGACCUCCUUGACGUGCUAGAGUUUAACCAGGUGGUGAUCUUUGUCAAGUCUGUGCAACGCUGCAUGGCCCUGGCCCAGCUCCUAGUGGAGCAGAACUUCCCAGCUAUCGCCAUUCACCGAGGCAUGGCCCAGGAGGAGCGCCUGUCCCGGUACCAGCAGUUCAAGGACUUCCAGCGUCGCAUCCUGGUGGCUACUAAUCUGUUUGGCAGAGGUAUGGACAUCGAGCGAGUCAACAUCGUCUUCAACUAUGACAUGCCAGAGGACUCAGACACCUACCUUCACCGAGUGGCUCGUGCUGGUCGCUUCGGUACCAAGGGCCUGGCGGUCACUUUUGUAUCAGAUGAAAACGAUGCCAAAAUCCUUAAUGACGUUCAGGACCGGUUUGAAGUGAAUGUGGCUGAGCUUCCAGAAGAAAUAGACAUCUCCACAUACAUUGAGCAGAGCCGGUAACCAUAUAUGUAGCCAGGCACUGUGGUCACCCUCUUUCCCAGCUGCUGCUUCAGAUCUUCUUUGUAGGUGACAAAUCGGUGUCUCUUUUUAUUGUUCCAAAGCUUUAGCUAUGUAAGAAUAAACUUUUAUUGUGAAUACCUG